AUGCAGCGGGUCGGUAGCGGUCUCCCCAGCAGGAGCCGGGUGGCAUCCCCCUGUCCCAGCGCAGCCCUCGCUGAACAGAACCAGGUGGCCACGCUACCGGUACGGCUGCUCAGGGACGAUUCGGCAGCUUCGCAGAACUUCCCUGUGGAGGAUGGCUUCCAGAUGAAGGUGGAUACCUACGGCUUCACUCCCGACGAGCUGCUGGUGCAAGUGGACGGCCAAUGUCUGAUGGUGACGGGCAAGCGGCAACUGGAGGGCCGCAACCCGGAUGGGGCCGGAUACCGCAUAGCGCAAAGGGUGCACCGGCAGAUGCAACUACCACCGGACCUGGAUCCAGCCGCCAUGACCUGCAGCCUGACUCCCUCGGGCCAGCUGUGGGUCCGAGGCCAGUGCCGGGCGCUGCCUCCCCUUGAGGCCCAAACAGGACCAUCCCUGAGACUCCAGGGCCGUGGCUCUAAUAAGAGUCAACCUAGCCUGACCCGAUAAACAACCCUGGUGUGCAGCA
This is a messenger RNA of Leopardus geoffroyi (Geoffroy's cat), 505 nucleotides long. RefSeq names its product heat shock protein family B (small) member 9 (gene HSPB9). Lineage: Eukaryota; Metazoa; Chordata; Mammalia; Carnivora; Felidae. The record is from RefSeq and is a predicted model, not a curated record. The transcript has a single exon. Gene Ontology annotation, cellular component: nucleus; cytoplasm. Bases 1 to 486 code for a protein of 161 amino acids.